Schistosoma rodhaini is the source of this 2677-nucleotide messenger RNA. The record is from the annotation of a GenBank genome assembly. Lineage: Eukaryota; Metazoa; Platyhelminthes; Trematoda; Strigeidida; Schistosomatidae.
CAUUCCCACAACACAGCACACGAAAAGUGUAAUUGGUAUCAAUAGACUCGGUCAACUAUUAGUUAUAUCAUGAUGUUGUGCCAUCCCAAGUGUAUAAGUGGUUGUUGACCCUGAUCAAUUGUUUGUGUCGAAAUAUCAAACCCUAUAUUACAGUUAUGAUUAUUCAAGUAAAGGUAAGCACUAACUGGUCUUACUUGGUUAGGUUCACAACAGCUUUUAUUAUGCAGUGCUGUCAACUAUUGUGUAUUACGUCUCAAUUUUUUGCACACGACAAAGAGCAUUUUAGCUGCGUAAGUUCUUUAGAUCUGACGAAAUAUUCCCAUAGUCUCGAUUUUAUAUCACCAUGUUAGACUGCCUCGAGUGAGCAAUAAUUCACGUUAUUGUAACAUACAAAAUUCAGUGCUGUGUAAAUAACUUACGUAAUUUGUUUCUAAUAUAUUCUAAGGUGAUUAACUGAUGGAAAUUAUCAGCAUUGAUUCGCCGAAGUUCCGAAUAGGAGAUCUGAAGAAACAAUUUACUUCCUUUUUACCCACUGAGCAUAAAAUAUUAAAGGAAAAGGAAGCUAAUGAUCUUAUUACGUCUGAGUUUAGAAAGAUCGUAACUGAUUCAUCAUUAUUCGAACAGCUUGAGAGUGAUUGCAGUUUGGAAAAUUUAUAUUUCGAUGGGGAGUACACGACCCUAGAAGAAAUCUUAAAAAUCAUACCGUCGAGGAAAAAUGAAAAGCAGCUGAAGACUCUGACUCAUUUGCUGAAAGAAACUGAAGGUUUGAAUUCUAGGACAUCAGUCCUCACAGCAACGCAAAGAAAUCCUCGACCACUUGUGGACACGUCUUACCGAAACUCUGUUGAUGAAUCUCCAGAGGCCACAGAAGUCAUUCAGGAUGCAUUUGUGUCCGUUCUUGUUUACCGACCAUUUUGCCUUCCUAGCAUCGAUCCCUGCGCGCAGUCUCGGCAACUAGUCAUUACUCAGAGGUUGGUGCUGUUGUCCAAACAAAAUCUCACAGUCCUAAGGGAAGCCAUAAAGUGUUCACAAGAUAAGGUUUGGCUAGGAGACUGUAGUGAGGCCCUUGACAAUCCCGAGCUGCGUGUUUCGGCGGAUCGAAUUUACCCUUCAUCAUAUUUUUUCAUUGAAGGCACUUUUUAUGAUGAUCUACGGAACCCAAAUAGCAAGAGCCUUGGGGAAGAGGUUAUACAGUGGGCCAAAAGCAAAAAAGAACUUAAGACGUAUGGGCCUUUUACAUCAUCACCAAUGGAAUCAGUGACUCUUGAAGAUCUUGUUAUUUGCAUUGGAAAGCCAUAUUUUUUCGUACAUCAAGGAAAUUGUGAACAUAUGAUUAUCUUUUCCGAUAUCCGGUGGGUUUAAAAUCGCAUUUCUUAGUUCUAGUAUUCCCUUCAUUCUAUUAUACUAGCCGUUUAUUUGAAAUGAUGUUUAACCUCAACCUAAUCAAUUUGUAGACCACCGUUAUCUUAUUGUUUGGCAAAGUGAAUGACCAUUCCGGGAUUUCAUGGGAUUCUUGAGCCCUAGCAAAUGAAUCCUGUAACUCGGUUUGACAUACUUUUCAGACAUUAGGAGGAUCACCACAUAGUUUAAAGAGUGGCUUCAGGGAACUUUUGUGAAUUCGAAUAGUCAGCACUAGUGACAUAUUUGAAAGAAGUCGAAGAUUUGUAUUUAAGGAAUUAUUACUGAGUAAAAAAAGGAAUUUGAUUGUGAAUAAGGUGACACCAAGUCUUGCUUGAUAUAUAAAGGUUGGUGUAACUUCGCGGAAUCGUUCUUGAAGGACCUGAAAAGUGAACCGUCCUUGGGAUAAUUUUGACGACCUAAUAGGGUGACCUCAAAGCUCAAGUAUUUGGAAUAAUCAAUAGUAAAAAGAAAUGAGAGAGAGGAAUAUCGUCAAGAAAUUGUAAAAAAACCAAGCAUGCGAGUUCUUGUAGAUCGCGAUUCAUGUCAAACUGAGUCCUUAUUCCCAAUGCUCACCGGUCGAUGCAGUGUACGUGUAUUGCAUUGUUUCGUUUGCAGACGUCUUGCUUCCCGCUGGAUAGUUACGGAGUGUGGGACCAUUUUACCUGUCGAUCCAUGUCCAAUAUGUGACGUAUGCAUCCGACUAUUACUUUAUACUGCUGAUGGAAAGAAGAUUGAUCCGCGUUUUAGAGUUUUGAUGUAUUGUGGAGAGGAAAAUGUAGUGUAAGGCCUCAUGUAAAUAAUUUGAAAUAAACACUUUCAAAAAACAUUUCACUUUUCACAGACUGAACUCUGAAAUCGCCUUAAUAAUAAUCAUCAGUUGUUUUUCUGUAAAAUUCCGAUAAUUUAGUUAACAAUACAUUGUUACAUAUCCUUGACUGAUAGUUUACGUUUCUACCUAAUUCCUAUAUAUUUCAGACAAUAAAUCCUAUGGGUUUUCCUAGAGAAGAGAAGAACAAUGAACCAACAGCUAACACAAACACACCAAUAGGAGAAUCAAACACAGAUAAAGUUGCGGCUGCUACUUUCGGUGUCUUAGCUGAGAUUUCAAGUCUCUUAAACACAGGUUUAGAUAAUGAAGAAUUGCUGAUGUGCAUCAAACUAAUUGAGAGCGGUGUGAACCCAACUACUCUAGCUUUACUUGUAAACAAUGUAAAACAACAGUGUGAACACCUUUCUGAACUCAAAAGAUAAGUAAAACUUUAAAUCCUGUAUUGCA